GUUUUUGUUUUGUUUAAAAUACAGAAUAAUUUAAAAUAUAUCUCACAGUAACGAUAUUCUUUGAUUUUACAAGGUUUAACAGCGCACACAAUGUUUACUAUCAAGAAAUCCAUUGUUGAUACGACGAGAUACAGUUUAUGGUGAAGAAAGCGUCAAAUCUCCAUGGAAAUUACAUCAACUGAGAAAUGAUGCAUCAGAGGCCUUAAGAAAGUCAUUCAGUAAAAGAUCAUGGACAAGAACAAAAGUCGAUCAUCUUACAGCAAUGGGAUUCGUACAGAUCACGAUGACCUGGCGGAACUGGAUUUACAUCUUGAUCUGGAGGCACUGGCAGACAUGACAGAAUCUGAUUCAGAUUCCUCGGAGGAUGAGUUUUCUGAGGAGGAGUGGCCAAGUGCAAAUGAGGAAGAGGAAGAGCUUCUAAAACUGACACAUGAUCUACAAGCAUCCAAUGAAAAAAGACCAAUAGCAGUGUCACAACCAAAACCUCCACCUCCCCAGCAAAAUUUAUCUGGAAACAAUGGUGCAUUGUUACCAUAUGAAGAUGGAAUUGAUGUGGACAGUGAGGAAGAAAAUGAAAUCAUGAAAGAAAUGAAAGCAGAAAUCAGUAAACAAAUGAGAGAAGAAAUGAAAUCAGAAUUAGAGGUUUACAAGCAAGGAAUGGAAGCCCUAGAACAAGGUCAGCUGCCAGGAGCCCGGGGGAGGGGGGAAGAGGAGGAGGAGGGGCUGGAAAACAUGGAACCCAAGCUAAAGGAGGCCAUUCUAAAGAUGCGCAAGCUAGACAGAAUCCUGGCCAAGAAAGUCAAAAAAGAAAGAGAAGUUAAAAGAAUGAUAUUGUUAGAAAGAAGGAUAAAAGAAGAGAUUGAAGCUAUGAAUACAGAGAGAGAUGGGGAGUAUAGAGAAGAAAAGAACAACACAGAGAAAUAUCUGGCUCUUACACUGCCCCCUAGACACAAUGAGGGCGUUAGUAUUAGUGAGACCCAAGGGCCAGAUGUAUUCACUACAGAAUUAAAUGAGAGUGAUUACCCAGGGCUCCAGAGGAACCAGCAACAAGGGGGAACAACUAGGGGAUCAGGUAUGCAAAUAUUAUUGUAAUAUCAGUGUGCACAAGGUACCAACUCAGAUUGGAAGUGAAAUGUCAGCCAACACAAGAAAAGGAAGCAUCGAAAGAAAAAUUUUAUCAAACGUAACAAAGAGUUAGCUAAAGAUGCUGGAAGUGAAGUUGCCAUGACUGAUGAAGAGAAGGUCCGAGUAGGUGAAUUACUGAAGGAUCUGGAUGAUCUUCCAGAAAUACUGGAGGAUGAGGAUGGUGCUGAGAGUGGAUACCAGAUGGUGGUACACCCAGGGGAGGGAUUCUGUCCAGACCCCGAGGAAAUGAGGGUACUGGACGGAAUUGACAGUCGAUUGAAAGAACUUCUUCCUCCAGAGGAAUUUGAGGAAGUGUCAGCACGUUAUUCACAAAAUCACCAUAAAAAGCUUUUCACACCAGUGGGGUUUAAAAACUUGUCCAGUUUUGAACAUUUUGGAGAACGAGCUUUACUAGAGAAUAAGGAACAAAGAGAUAUGCAAGCACGCCUCCAUAGGAUCGAAGAGGAACUUGCCAAACUUCACAACCCAGAAGAACUGGAGCUUGAGACCCCUGACACUUUGUCUGGAGACCA
Molecule: messenger RNA, 1658 nt
Organism: Saccostrea cuccullata (small rock oyster)
Lineage: Eukaryota; Metazoa; Mollusca; Bivalvia; Ostreida; Ostreidae
Product: fibrous sheath-interacting protein 1-like
Exons: 11
Source: RefSeq, a predicted model, not a curated record